Rotaria sp. Silwood1 is the source of this 2235-nucleotide messenger RNA. The record is from the annotation of a GenBank genome assembly. Lineage: Eukaryota; Metazoa; Rotifera; Eurotatoria; Philodinida; Philodinidae.
AUGUGUAUUGAUGAGGAAUACUUUCUCGAUGGAGAUAUUGAUUGUCAAGAUCAAUCAGAUGAACAACGUCAUUCAAUUUAUGCUGUUACAAGCUUAUGUUUCGCUCGGCCCAAAUUGGAUUGCGAUGAAAGAAUAUUAGAAAAAAAAGACCAAAUUUCGUGCGGUGAUGGAUCACACGUAUCUUUUAAACAACAAUAUCGACAAGCGUCAAUGUCCACUACUCUUCAAACUUGCUACUCAUUUCGCGAGAGACAAUGGAAAUGUGAACUAAAUUAUCGAGAGAUCAUGUGGACAAAUCCAGAGAAUGGCCAUUGUUUUGACUAUGUUGAUAACACAACAAAUGUGCUGAAAGAAAAAGAUGAUUGUAUCUUCAUUCACAAAUGUGCAUUAACUAGACAUGGUCAACAUUAUUUGUGUCCGUGUACAGGUAAUGGUUGUCGUGCUCAUUUCUAUCGCUACUGUGGUUCAAAUAAUGUCUCAUUAUUUGCUUAUCCAUCUGGACGUAUAUUCACGCCAUUUGUUGAGACUUAUUACAAAAGCAAUGAGCACAAUUUCGAUCGUAAUACAUGGCCAGAUGUUUUUAUUUUCACUCGUAGUAUUAAAUGUAAUAAUGAAAUGCGAGCAACGCCGGAUAUAACAAACCAGAAAGAUUGGCUCUACACGGAAGAUGUAGUAGUCACAUCUGUAAGAGUAUAUAGUGCUCAUCCAUUAGAAGUGCUUUUGUGUAAGAGGCAUGAAUCUAUCAAUGCGAAUCAAACGAACUAUGGAAUUUGUUGGAAUGACUCGUAUCCCAAUCAAGCUAAACAUUGCCCAGAUUCAAUACCAUAUAAUUGUAUCUCAAAAUAUCAUGUCAAAGAUGGCUUUCAUGAUUGUGCACGUGGGGGAGAUGAGACAAUGGAUAAUUGGUUUGAAGAUUAUUCAUCAAUUCGGAAACAUCGUUUUCGAUGUUCAGAAACUGAACAAACUUGUUUGACAGUCUUAUCAAUUGGAGAUAAUCGUCCCGGUUGUAAGAAAAACAAUCACGACGAAUAUUCUAAAACGUACAAUCUUCAACUGAACCAUCUCAAAUGUGUUAGUAGAGAUUCUGCCGAUUGUAUAUUUCUUCGUCAAUACAUUUCGGAAUCAUCCAUCUUAGACACAAACACCACCGAAAAAGUCGAUAACUCGAUCAAAUUCUGGAAUUAUUGUGAUUCUUAUUGGGAAAAAAGUUAUGGUGCCGAUGAAAUUGACUGUCAACAAUGGAAAUGUCCAUUACAUUACUCCGCACGAAGAUUUUAUCAAUGUCAAACCGGUCAAUGUAUUUCCGAAAAUUGGUUGUGCAAUGGGGAAUGGGAUUGCUCAGAUGGAUCUGAUGAAGAAGGCAUUCAACUAUUAACAGAACACACUGUCGGUGGACAUAAUUUGAAAUUAUUUCAGCUACUAGGAACAAAUUUAACCGAACAGAAAAGUCGAUGUUUAAAAAAGAAUUCAGAACGCUCAUUCAUGAGAUUUUGUGAUAUCAAAACUGAAUAUGCUUGUCUAUUGGCGAAUGUAGAUGAUGCAUUGAACUUUCGAUUAAAUCGGCCAUGUAUUAAUCUAACACAACUAGGUGAUGGUCAUGUUGAUUGUUACGGUGGAUUAGAUGAGCGAAAUAUAUUGAAUUGUUCAUCGUAUGAACAGUUAGGUUUUGGAUUUAAAUGUAAUAUCAAUGACAAAUGUAUUUCAAGAAGACAACAAUGUACUACUGAUGAUCGAUGCUUUAAUGGUGUCAUCAAAAUAUUAGCUCUACUCGUUGUGAUCAUCAAUGAUACAACAACAGUUCUCGAUCGUCAUGAAGUUCAUUUUAUAUCAGCGCUUAACAAUUUUAAAGAGAAACAGAAAUUCUAUUUUGUUUAUCCUCAACCUCAUCAAUUACGAUCAAGUACGCAUCGUUAUACAGUUCGUUUCGAAGCAUAUCAAUUGAAUGAAGAUGAGAGUAUUGAAUUUCUAGCUGUUUGGAUCUAUCCAGUUCCAUUUAAUUUUUUGCCAUCACAACGUCUCGCUAAAGUGUUAAAAUAUACUCAACAAGCACAACUCGAACCAAACCAUACAUGCUUAUCAAAAAUCAAUCCAUGCUUGAAUGAAGGCAGGUGUCAUCCAAUUAUGAAUAAGUUGAGCGACAUUCAUUCAUAUUGGUGUGAAUGUGGAAACAGUUCGUAUGGUUCUCAUUGUGAAUUCAAAGAUCAAUCUUGUUUUAUCAUUCCAACAAAACUGUGA